AUGAUGACUAUGGACAUUAGCAUGUACGGGCAGCACGACCAACCGCACGCCAGUUCGUAUCAUCACACGACAACGGAUUCGGUUUAUCAUCCCUAUUAUAACACCAACGAUGCCGGAACUGGAUACGGGCAAACAGCUCCUAGUUAUCAUCAAUCAGUAGGAUAUCACGAAACGUACCACCAUCAUCAUGAUGGUUAUGGUACGCAAAUAUUAUACGAUGGAUCGGGAACCUCGCCGCCUCCUGACACGCAUUUUUACAGCCAAGGUUCUUUGGGUCAACUCGGCUUGCACCUCGAAUCACCGACGGAUCCCAUCAUCAGCACAGAUAACGGUCUGAGUUAUACGAACCUUGAUUAUAACAACGGAGGCACGGGUAUUAACAACGGACCGAACGGUGCUCUUUACCCGCACCCGGGGUAUGAUCAAUCCCCUGCUUACAUGAGAAGCCCCAUAGACGACUCUAAAGGAUAUCCGCAUGAAACAGAAGUGGCUUUUCAGGCAAUCGACUUCAACCAGCAUCAUCAACAACAACAACAACAACAACAGCAACCACAUUUGCACCACACGCCUCAUCAGCAACACCACAUAUCGCAUCAGCAAGUAUACGCAAAACAAGAAUGCCAACAAAGAUUGGCACAACCUCACGGACAACAACCUCAUGAACAACCUCAAACAGUUGCGUCGGGGACACCACACAAUUCUCACUCUGUGACCACAUACAGGUGGAUGCAAGUCAAAAGGAACGUACCUAAACCUGCAGGUUCGUAUCUCAAAAAUGCAUCUACUCUACUUGUCAUUGAAAGGAAUGUUUGCUCAUCCGUAGGGAAUUUCAAACCAAACUUGUUCUCAUCGAACCCACCUCGCGUUUGGUAUACCUGCUGA
Molecule: messenger RNA, 882 nt
Organism: Ctenocephalides felis (cat flea)
Lineage: Eukaryota; Metazoa; Arthropoda; Insecta; Siphonaptera; Pulicidae
Product: homeotic protein labial-like
Exons: 1
Coding region: 1-882 (293 amino acids)
Source: RefSeq, a predicted model, not a curated record